This is a messenger RNA of Hippoglossus stenolepis (Pacific halibut), 1620 nucleotides long. RefSeq names its product purinergic receptor P2Y11 (gene p2ry11). The transcript has 2 exons. The record is from RefSeq and is a predicted model, not a curated record. The coding region runs from base 492 to 1433 and encodes 313 amino acids. Gene Ontology annotation, molecular function: neurotransmitter receptor activity; G protein-coupled ATP receptor activity. Gene Ontology annotation, cellular component: plasma membrane. Gene Ontology annotation, biological process: G protein-coupled receptor signaling pathway; calcium-mediated signaling; cellular response to ATP. NCBI's taxonomy places the organism in Eukaryota, Metazoa, Chordata, Actinopteri, Pleuronectiformes, Pleuronectidae.
AUCUGCAUUCACACCACAAUUUAUUGAGCUCCUCCCUGACCCGUAACACAUCAUUCAAACUACUCCUUGGCGUAGGAAAUUAUGAAGAAGUGUAGGUUUGGGAUGUUUGUGCAAAUACCGAGUAGAACAAGCAGCCAUGACGUUAGCAGCCUUUUCACACCUUGUGAUUCAGACGUCUGAUUGAGAUGCUGUUGCAACACUGUGCGGCACUCAAUCGUGUCAUCUGUCCCAUGCAUCCUGCCACAACUGCCUGCUCUUUAUCACCAGUGUGUUUUCAAAUGCACAAAUUGCAAAACUCUUGCAGAGCGUAAGAGGAACUUUCAUGUUCAUAUGCAGCAGCUCACCGCAGCUCACUCACAUUUCUCUGCUGCUGUGUUUUGUGACACGUUUUCUUACUUCGGAGAUGAACACUUUCUCCAUCACGCCACAGUGUACUGCAAAAUCUGCCUUUCAAUAUAUGACAACUUAAUAAACUUCAGCACGAGAGCAAGAUGGCGCACAAUUUCUCCGAUUGUGAGAAGUUUCAAACAAACCUGCUGCCCUGGAUGUACGGGGUUGAGUUCAUCGUGGCCCUGACAGGAAACCUCUUUGCCCUGUGGCUGCUGGUGGUCAGAGAGAGAAGGAACUGGCACACCGGCGUUGUCUUGUCUUGUAACCUGGCCAUCAGCGACCUGCUCUACAUCCUCACCCUGCCUCUGCUGAUUGUUUACUACUCACUGGGGAAACACUGGAUUUUUGGUGAAGCCGCAUGUAAGAUCGAAAGGUUCCUCUUCACCUGCAACCUCUAUGUGAGCAUCUUCUUCAUCAUGGCAAUAAGUGUGAACCGGUGCGUUGCCCUCGUGUUUCCCUUCUUCACCCGUUCCUACGUGCUGCCUGCCCACGCCAAAGCCGUCAGUGUGGUCAUCUGGGUUGUCGUGGGAGCCAUUUCCUCCCCUGUGUGGAAAUUUGCCACCGUUAGCACAAAUGAGCACAACAACAGUACGACUCUGUGUGUGUCCUUUGGUAAUCAGAAUCAUGCAGAUAAAAUCCCUCACUUCACUUACAAAGUAUUUCUGGCUGUGUUUGGGUGCCUUGUUCCCUUUAUGGUGACUUUCACUUCUUACUGUGUGGUGAUUUCGGUGGUGUGGAAAAAUGUCAAUAUAACAACACUGGAGAAACGCAAGGUCGCUCUGUUGGUCGGAUCGGUGGUUGUGCUGUAUGCUGUUUCCUUUGUGCCGUACCACUUCUUUCAGACCUACCACCUGUAUAUGAGAAUUAAGUAUCCCAACAACACUGUGUGCUGGGGUUACGAGAUGUACCAAGUGUCCAAGGGCCUGGCAAGCCUGAACAUGUGUCUGCACCCAGUCCUUUACAUGGCUUUGUUUGACAGUAUGAGAGUAGCGUGUUGUGGGAAGAGCUCAGAGGGCAACUUCAGAGCAGUGGCCAGAAAGUAAAGCUGCUGCCUGACGGCUUUUCUGUGAUGCACGGCCUUCUUCUAUUUUUAAAUAUAAUAAUGUUUACACAGGAAUUAUUUCCACAGGAUAUCUCACUUUGAAGACAUUGAUCUUUGCCAUAUUAUUUUGUCUGUAUUAUCAACUUUGACACAUAACAAUCUGUAAUAAAACAUCUUCGUUGCUGUAA